Pundamilia nyererei is the source of this 2749-nucleotide messenger RNA. RefSeq names its product AT-rich interactive domain 3A (gene arid3a). Bases 626 to 2293 code for a protein of 555 amino acids. Gene Ontology annotation, molecular function: DNA binding. The record is from RefSeq and is a predicted model, not a curated record. Gene Ontology annotation, biological process: regulation of transcription by RNA polymerase II. Gene Ontology annotation, cellular component: nucleus. The transcript has 9 exons. NCBI's taxonomy places the organism in Eukaryota, Metazoa, Chordata, Actinopteri, Cichliformes, Cichlidae.
CACAAUUACAUGCGCAAGCCGAUCGAGUGGGUGUCAUGCAGUCACAUGAAGCCACUUCAUUUCUAGUCGAUAUACAUGCUAAUCACCUCUCUUCGACCUCGUUCCGGGGCUUUUUCCUCUGCGCGUAACCGGUGAGAGCGAGAGCACUCGGGAUUCAGAGUUGGAGAAAACAAGGAAUGUUUCUUCCGGUUCUGAGGAGUGAGAAUACCGAACGGAAGCCGAUGUGGUCUUUGUAGGCUGUCAGCAAAGACUUGUACUCCCUCCUUUACUUCCACGUCUUGUGCCUCUCUGAACCAGCCACCUCUGCUACCGGCUUCGGUUUCUCCCCAACUGUAGGAAAAACCACUGAGACAAGAGAGAGGCCUCUGUCUUCAGAACUGCAGCCAACCUCUGACUGCAUGUCAGCGAGCUCCUCUUUUUUUCACCUUUCACUCCCCCUCAGAAACCCACAUUUCAUCAUAACCGUAACCUCCAGACCUACAGCGAGCUGCUAGCUGCCUCCUCGCAGGUUCAGUUGGCUAUUGCUCCCCUAUUGUUGACCCCUGACUGGCCUUCGACUGGUGCUCCUUCAGCAGGGGAGGGAGGGGAAAGAAGGCCUCUGAACGCUUUGCCACUUUCCCUGGAGAUGAAGUUGCAGGCCGUCAUGGAAAAUCUGCACAGGCAGCAGAGGGCCAAGCUACUGAUGGAGCAGCAGCUACAGCAGCAAGCCGCCUCCCAACAGACUCAGGUCCGUAUGGCCGGAGGGAAUGAGCUGAUAGGGAGCCCGGCACCUGAGACAGAGCAAACUCAGAUAGCGGCUCUUGCAGCCAUGCGUGCCGCGGCGGCCGGGCUGCAGAGGGUGUCAGACAGCCCCAUGUCAGAGCGCAGCAGUGGUGGUGACGAGGAAGGCGAUAAUGAGGACAACGAUGAAGGAGAGGAGCAAUACAAGGACAUGAUGGGGUCAGAUGAAGAGGAACAGAUCAAACAGAAAUGGGACGAGGAGGACUUUGAAGGUGAGAUGGAAGAAGACUUUGAGGAUGACCUUGAAGAGGAAGGUCUGCCUACGGGUCAUGAUGCAGUGGCCCCUGGCAAGGGCAUCCUCCUGCUGCCUCACCGUCAGCUUAACCCCCAUUCCCAGCUCCUGAAGGUCCGUCCCAGUGUUGAGCAGGAGUCCCGCUCAGCAGUGGGAGCACAUCUGCAUUCACAUACCACGCAUAGCCAUUUGAGUGGGCAGGACCACGGAGACUGGACCUACGAGGAGCAGUUCAGACAGCUCUAUGAACUGGAUGGAGACCCAAAGAGGAAAGAGUUUCUGGAUGACCUCUUCAGCUUCAUGCAAAAACGAGGAACCCCAGUGAAUCGUAUUCCCAUCAUGGCCAAACAGGUCCUGGAUCUGUACAUGCUGUACAAGCUGGUAACAGAGAAGGGUGGCCUGGUGGAGGUUAUUAAUAAGAAACUGUGGAGGGAGAUCACCAAAGGACUCAACCUGCCUACCUCAAUCACCAGUGCAGCCUUCACUCUUCGCACACAAUACAUGAAGUACCUGUACCCAUAUGAAUGUGAAAAGAGGGCACUGAGCAACCCCAACGAGCUUCAAGCAGCCAUCGACAGCAAUCGACGGGAGGGCCGGCGACAGAGCUUUGGCAGCUCUCUCUUCACCUACUCUCCCAAUGGGACUCCCACCAUGCUGUCCUCGCCGAAGCUCCCCACGCCCAACAUGGGCUUAACAGUGGGCACCAACGGGACCUCGCUGGGUCACAUCCACAAGAUCAAGAAAGAAGAAGAGGGAGGCCAGCCUCUGGCAGGCGUCAGCAUGGCUCGUUUGCCAGCGGGGGGCUUGGCAGGUCACUCAGUGGCUGCUGUGCAGGCAGCAGCAGCCCAUGCCGCCAUGGCUGCUCAGGUGGCCGCUCUGGAGCAGCUGAGGGACAAACUGGAAGCAGGCGAGCCGCCAGAGAAGAAGAUGGCGCUGUCUGCCGAGGAACACCAGCGACUGCUGCAGAGAGCGCUGCAGCAUAACCUGCUAGCCAUGACUGCUCAGAUACCUAUGAACAUUCGCAUCAACAACCAAGAUGGCAGACAAGACUCAGCUCUGAACCUCACCACCAACGGCACAGGGAGCAUCAGCAUGUCCGUGGAGCUCAAUGGAGUGGUAUACACUGGCGUUCUUUUUGCUCAGGCAGCACCAGGGUCAGCCUCGUCUGGUGCAUCUGCAUCGUCCGUCACCAACAAGGCUCCCAGCAGUCGCGUCGCUCCGCAGCAGCAGCAGCAGCUGCAGAACACACCUACCUCAAACUCCAGCAACUCAUUGUCUUAACAAACUCCCAGCUUUUCCUUCAUUCAUUUUUUUAUUUUAUUUACCACGCUAAGUGAAGCCAAAAAGCAACCUCAUUUUCUAUCUCACCAAUGCCAAAAAUAGAAAAGAAAAGAAAAGAGAAGAACCAUAAACCAUACAGAAAGACACAAACUGGAACUCUUUUCACUUGAAGUACACUAUCUCAGGUUUCCUCUCACAAACUCUUUUGUUCUUCAUCGCCAAAAUGAUCUUGAAAAAGCAAAAUCUCCCAACUGAGAGCCAGUAUAUGCUAAACAAAGACAUAUGCACAGCCUGUGAAUUAUUUAUUUCUGCAUCAAUGUACAGAUUAUUUGGAGAACAAAAGAGAAGAUAAAAACUAGGAAAGCAUUGUUUACACACACAAACACAGCUACUGACUGACAAUGAUGUUUUAUCCUUCAGGGGAGAGAUUUUAUUUUAAGUUUUCAUUGUCAUUAU